Molecule: messenger RNA, 2216 nt
Organism: Pogona vitticeps (central bearded dragon)
Lineage: Eukaryota; Metazoa; Chordata; Lepidosauria; Squamata; Agamidae
Source: RefSeq, a predicted model, not a curated record
UGUCCCUCAGAAGGCGAGGGGCACACUCCCCUUCGGCUGGGAGCCACGUCCGGUCCCCGGUGGAGGGACGCGGCUGUGAAGGGCUGAAGAGGGAUGAGGGUGGGGCUGGAGGCCACCUGAGCAUGAAACAGCAGGGCCCUGGGGCAGCGGGCAGCAGAGCCAGGGAGGAUGGCGGAAAACGGGCUGGCCCAGCGGGGCAAAGUGCUCACCCUGGAGUCUAUGAACCCUUUUGUCAAGAAGGUGGAGUACGCCGUACGGGGGCCCAUCGUCACCCGGGCCGUCCAGCUGGAGAAAGAGCUGCAGCAGGGGGCGAAGAAACCCUUCUCGGAGGUGAUCCGAGCCAAUAUUGGGGACGCUCAAGCCAUGGGACAGAAGCCCAUCACCUUCUUCCGCCAGGUGUCCGCUCUCUGCAUGUACCCUGAACUCCUGAAGGACCCCAGCUUUCCAAAGGAUGCCAAGGAGAAGGCUCAGAGGCUGCUGGCAGCGUGUGGGGGGCAGAGCAUAGGGGCCUACAGCGCCAGCCCGGGCAUCGAAAUUAUCCGCCAGGAUGUGGCCCGCUUCAUUGAGCGCCGGGACGGGGGGAUUCCCUCCAACCCAGAAAACAUCUUCCUUUCUACUGGUGCCAGCGAUGCGAUUGUGACCAUCCUGAAGCUGCUGGUCUCCGGGGAAGGGCGCUCUCGCACGGGGGUCAUGAUCCCCAUCCCUCAGUAUCCACUCUACUCGGCGGCGCUGGCUGAGCUCAAUGCCGUCCAGAUCAACUAUUACCUGGACGAGGAGAAGUGCUGGGCGCUGGACAUCGGGGAGCUGCGGAGGGCGCUGUGCCAGGCUCGGGAACAUUGCCACCCGCGCGCCCUUUGCAUCAUCAACCCCGGAAACCCGACCGGGCAAGUUCAAAGCCGCCAGUGCAUUGAGGACGUCAUCCACUUUGCUUGGGAGGAGCAGCUCUUCCUUCUGGCUGAUGAGGUUUAUCAGGACAACGUCUACGCGGAGGGCUCCCACUUCCACUCCUUCAAGAAGGUCCUCUUUGAGAUGGGCCCCAAGUACUCGGAGAGCGUGGAGCUGGCCUCCUUCCACUCCAUCUCCAAGGGCUUCAUGGGCGAGUGCGGUUUCCGGGGCGGCUACAUGGAGGUGAUCAACAUGGACCCCCACGUCCUGCAGCAGCUGACCAAGCUGGUUUCUGUGCGGCUGUGCCCGCCGGUGACGGGGCAGGUCCUCCUCGGCGUGGUCGUGAACCAGCCGCAACCCAACGAGCCUUCCUACCCGCAGUUCAGCCGGGAGAAAGAGGCCGUGCUGAGUGCCCUGGCCAAGAAGGCCCGGAUGACGGAAAAGGUCUUGAACCAGGCCCCGGGGAUCCGCUGCAACCCAGUACAGGGGGCAAUGUACGCCUUCCCCCAGAUCCAGUUGCCACCUCUUGCUGUGCAAGAAGCCAAGGCACAAGGGCAGGCGCCCGACAUGUUCUUCUGCCUGAAGUUGCUGGAAGAGACCGGGAUCUGCAUCGUGCCUGGCAGCGGCUUCGGUCAGAAGGAUGGCACCUUCCACUUUCGAAUGACCAUCUUGCCACCUCCAGAGAAGCUGGAGCUGAUGCUGCAGAAACUGACCCACUUCUACGCCAAGUUCACCCAGCAAUACGCCCGAGCCCCGCUCACGGGCAGCAACAACGUGGAGAUGAUGGAGCCGACGGGCUGUUAGCUAGACGGGCGCUCUUGCCCUCCUCCCAUUCAGACUCUACCUCCGACCCUCCCUCCUGCUCUCCCCAAAGGAUGGGGCGCCAUGGAGGGCACUGGCAGAUUGGCAAACGUAUCGAAGACCUGGCAUCCCAGCGCCUCAUCUGAAAGUCCCCUUCCGCCAGGCCAAGGGGAAGGGCCAGCCCCCUCUGCAGCCCAUCAGGCGUCCCUCCCCGCUCUUGACUCCUCGCCGAUUGAUCGUGCCUGGCUUGCCAAGGGGGAAGAGCAACACCCCCUAGCAAGCGAUCCCGCUCCGCAGCGCCUGAGAUGAGAAGAGGAGCCCCAGAGGGAGGGUGACCCCCCCACCCUUGCUCAGGCUGCCCCAGAACUUGGGGGCGGGCAGUUUAGAGUCCACACAGCUGCCUCUCAGACCCACAAUUCUGCCAUGUGGCAGGGAACAAGAGGAGAUCAAUAAAACCCAUGGAACGCGCAGAAUAAACAGUUGGAGAGCUCUGUGGUUUGGGUCUCUGGCUUCGGGGCCAGAAGUUGGGA